CACUGUAAAGUAGAAUACACAGCAUCAAUAAUUUUUUUUGGUGAUUUUUGAAUCACCCUGUAUCAAAUAAUACUUUUUCUACACAAAGCAAUAUUAGUUGAUGUUAUCAGAAUACUAUUACAGCAAAAAAUCCUUAAUAUAUUGAGAAAAUUACAUUUUAAUGCGUUUUCAAGUUCAUCACCCUGUAUGUUGAAAACUGGCCAUAGGAUUGAGUUAUGCUCAUGGACACUACUGUUCACUAAGUCAAUAUCUUCAACAUACCAAAAAUACAAGAAUAUUAACCGGAACCCAUUUCUCCAUAAGCCGGCUGCCUGGUCCUUUGGUACAAAAAUACAGGGCAUUUACAUAUACAUUAAUUUUAACUUUCAGGAACAAUGGGAAAAUGUUACUGUACAUAGUCUAAACAGUUCGAGUUUAAGUUUACCUCCUAGUCCUAAUAAGGGAAAUUAUUUUGCUGAUGAAAGUCCACCUACUCUACAUCCUGCAGGAGAUCUUCAAAAAUUGUCCAGGUCUAGUUUAGGUAGAGCCAGAAAAUUACAUAGGAAUGUAAUAAGCGAGGAAAGUGAAGAGAAGAUUCAGUUCUGUCGCAAACCACUAGUUCGUACACAAUUCGUAGAAUGGUCUUCCAAACGUUUUGCGCAAUCAAAUAAGAAAGAAAAAAUACUCAAAGAUAAAGAAUCUAGCUCCUACUAUGAAAGGGAUUGGAGGCAUUCUAGGAAUGAUAGUAUAAGAACGGAAGCCUCAGAAGAGCAACGAAAGGCAUUAGCGACUAGAAUAGAAUCUCAAGUGUUCCAUAUAAGGACUGCGGUUGCUCCUUCACUAUUACAACUACAUCCAUUUGAUCAACAAAUAGCCGUCGCUGGAAACGACGGUUUUGCAAUCUUCGACUGGGGCACUGGUGCAAAAACUACUUCUGGUCAAAAUAGAUCACCAAAAGUCGGGAAUGCCAAGAUAACCUCGAUAGAAUGGAUAAAUAGUCAUGAUAUAGGAAUGCUCAUGGUAGCUUCAGACGAUGGUGGUAUAAAAUUGUGGAGACCCAAUACAGGACAAAGCCGUGAACCAUUACUUAUAAGUGCCUGGCAAGCUUUUAGUGAACUAAAACCCAAAUAUUCUGGAAUCGAAAUGACGUGGGAACAAUGGACACAGACCUUAAUCACCGCUGGUGAUUCCAGAAUCAUCAGAUUUUGGGAUGCUGAAAAAGAGAUGAGAGCCUUCGAUUUGCCUACUGGAACAGAUAGCUCAGUAACAUGUAUAGAUUCAACGUUUUCAAGCAUAUGUCAUGAACACCAUAAAAAAUACUACAAUGGUUUCGAAUUAAAUGAUGAUGGCUUGCUGGUAAGGAGCACCGAAUCUUAUCAUGGACCAAAGCUGGGUUUAUGUGCAAUUGGUUGUGUAGACGGAUCAGUACGAUUAUUCGAUCGUAGAUGUAGUCAAAAUGAUGCCAGAGUCAAGGUUUGGUUGGAACAUCCCGGUAGUGUAUUAACUGUACAACUACGAGAGAACAUAGUUAUUAGUGGAAGUUCUUCUGGUGAUGUAAGAAUAUAUGAUAUUAGGAAAAAUGAUUCUAUUCACACAACUCAAGCUGUUCCUAAUUAUGGAAUGUCAUGUAUGUCUAUUCAUAGAACUGCUAAUACAUAUGCAUGCGGAUCGAUGAAUCAAUUCAUCAGCAUUUACACAUUGAAAGGAAAACUACUCAAUACAAUACGAGUCUACGAGGGUUUCAUGAGUCACAAAAUUGGACCCGUCACGUGCCUGAAUUAUCACCCUCACAAAGUGGCUUUGGCUACUGGAACCUCCGAUUGUUGCGUCAAUGUUUACAGCCUAGAAGGUAAAAGGUGACGAGAUUCACAGCCCUAGGCCUUGUUAUGGGGCCUGUUGGGCUACUAUUAGUAAUUAUGCUCUAUAGAAAGUUGUUUUAUAGAUUUUGGUUUUAGAUGGAUGAUAUGAAAAUAAUUGUUCACUUUGUGAUAAAAAUGUGAAUAGCAUAUAUUGAAUGUUUUUUUUUUUAAUCAUAUGCCAACAUUAUUAUGUAAGAUUUAAUGGUAGGACGUUGUUAUAGCAAAUUUUUUAUUAAUUUUUUUUUUUAAUAAAGUUUCUUUGCACAAAAAUGGUAUUUUAGAUUUUGUUUAUUUUUUUACCAGUUGAACAUUGUUCCCAUCAUAUCUAUUUAUGUAUAGCAAUGUUGGCACAUGGUAAAAGAAGAUAAAUAAUAUUAAACGUAAAAACUAGUCAUUAUUUUCACGACAGGAACAAUAUGACUUAAAUACUGUUUUGUUAAUUUGUUUGAACAAGACUUUCAUAAUUAGUAAUUAAAAUUUUGAACUUUUUAUUUGAAUGAUUUUAUUUAAAAUACAAACUGAGGUGUCAUUUAUUUUACAAAAU
Messenger RNA from Psylliodes chrysocephalus, 2382 nucleotides. Lineage: Eukaryota; Metazoa; Arthropoda; Insecta; Coleoptera; Chrysomelidae. The record is from the annotation of a GenBank genome assembly.